This is a messenger RNA of Carcharodon carcharias (great white shark), 6562 nucleotides long. RefSeq names its product EMILIN-2-like. Bases 427 to 3531 code for a protein of 1034 amino acids. The transcript is spliced from 8 exons. The record is from RefSeq and is a predicted model, not a curated record. NCBI's taxonomy places the organism in Eukaryota, Metazoa, Chordata, Chondrichthyes, Lamniformes, Lamnidae. Gene Ontology annotation, molecular function: protein binding.
CUCUGCUCCAGCUUCUUAUAGCAUACACUCUCUAUGCUGAUGUAGUGAGGUUACCAGGCAGCCUCCCAUCAAGUCAUUGGGAUGGGUCUUAAGCCAAGUUUUUUUUUAAACAAGAAGCAGAGUUCCUAGUGGUGUGUCUGAAACUCUAGUGCAGAAAGAUUAACGUCAUUCCGUAAAAAGAUUCAGCCCAGAGCAACAGGAAAAGCCCGAGUCUAACGCAACUCUCCUCGCUGGAGGGGUCUCUUCAUCAUCUCUUCACAGGGCAAGUCCACUACAAGCCUGAACAGUCGAGCCUGCUCCCUCCAGCAAGUUGAAGCUUGGACUCUCCUGCAGUUCUGAAGACAAGGUUGGCCGAGGGCUCCGGUUCAAGCAAUCGGUAAUUCUGCCCAGAAAGGUGGAAAUUGAAAAAAAAACUGUCCCGCUACAAUGACCGAAAGAGUAGCUAAGAGCGAGGCGAUUUUGUUGAACUGGUCUUUGAUUCUGAUCAGCAUUCUACUGUCUGAUGUACAAGCAACUCUUCCAUCUUCCAGAUACAAUCUAUAUUCCUCCAGAUCCUCACCCCAACAAGCUGCCAACAGACUCACAGGACGCAACAAGAACUGGUGUGCUUAUAUUGUAAAGAAGAAUGUGACUUGCUCGGUGCUGGACGGUGCAGAAAGUUACAUCAAUGCGGAAUAUCAGUCGUGUCCCUGGGGUCAGACCAACUGCCUCCCUGGCUUGGUAUAUCGCACACAGUUUCGACCUACAUAUAAAGUUGCAUAUAAGGUGGUGACUCAGCUGGAGUGGAGGUGUUGCCCUGGAUUUAAGGGUGAUGAUUGCAAGAAUGGCCAAUCAGGACAGACUGCAACUUUUCCUCUGCCAUCUCCUGCCUCCAGACAAAGGAAUCUUGUACCCAAAUCUACAGACAGCCAAGUUCAUAAACUGUCUUCUACUGAUGCCCAAGGACAGAAAAUUCAACAAUUGGAAUAUGAGGUACAACGUCUUAACCAGGUCCUGGAAAAAAUGCAAGCCUCAGUAACAGGAUUGAGUGACAAUCUGAGGCACCGCGUCCAGGAAGAUACCAGCAAAAUGUUUGCAACUUUACUGGGCAACCUGAGACUACCUGGCAGUGCUCUUGGCUUUGAAACUCCCCACGUUCCAGUCAUCCGAGAGAAUGGAAACAUAUUUUAUCAAUCUGGAAUGGGUGAAAUGAUGUCUGAACUCACAGAAGUUAAGGACACAUUAAAGACCAAGAGUGUUAUGCUGGAUGAACUACACGGAAUGGUUACUGGACAUAAUGGACAGUUGAAGAAGCUAAUGGAAGCAGUUCAAGAACCUGUUUCUACUUAUUCUCCAUUUUCCAAUGGAGACUUGUAUCAGUCUUACAUUGAUAGUAAAUUUGAAACUCUCAGGGAACAGUUAAUGGUAGGCAUUGACAUUAAAUUUGCAGAUCUGAAAAAUUCCUGUGAGUAUAAGUUAAUGUCUCUCAAAGAGCAAUGUGAACAAAAUGAAUCACACUAUGAACAUGUGGAAGAAUUGCUCAAUGAGAAAGAGACUGAACUGAGAGAGGAGAUCAAUGACCUCAGAACUCUUGUACAAAAAUCACCUGGCCAUCUCAACUGCUGUGCUCUCAUAGGCACUUUAAGGCAGCAACUAAACAACAUGGAUCAAAGGGUCUACAGAAUUGCCGAUGCCAACAGGCUAUUGAAUGCCAGAUUGGAUAAUGAAGUGAAGCGUUUCACUACCCUUAAUCUUGAAGAUAUUUUUAGUGAGAGGUUAGAAGAAAUUGAAUCUAGAAUAAAUGUAACAGAGAAGAAUGCUGAAGAACAUUGUUUUUACAUUGAGUAUAGUCUCAGGGGAUUCAUUGAAACUGAGGUUGAUGGUGUCAAGGACCUUCUAAAAAAGAAGCUACAAUUGUUAGAAACUAAACAUAACAAUGAUUUUAUACUAAUUAGUAACAUUACUUCUACUGGAGCAAUAGUCAGUGAACUGGCAUCAUUACAUCAAAGUGAUCUGAAUUCCAGUAAUGAUCAUAUCAAUAAUGGGAUGGACCAUUUAGAGAACAGGUUGCAGAAGUUAGAAAAUGUAUGCCUGACUGGUUGUGCUUCUGUUACCAAGGAGAUACAGGGUAUCAAAAUGGAUUUAGAAACCUGCAAAAGUGACAAUAAAGGUUUAUUAUUAAAAACGGAACAAAACUUCAUCCUCUUUAAUUCUCUGAAUGAUACAGUUCAUGAAGAUCUCAAGAAGAUGGAAGAAAAUGAAGACUUAGAGGUGAUACAAGGAGAAAUCAUCUCACUAAAAGUCACCAUAAACAAUAUUGGGCGCUCUGUACAAGCACAGUGGGAAGGUCUGGAAAAGAAUAUUGAAACACUCUUAACAGUUGAGUCUACUUUAACAAAGAAACAGCAGGAACUCCUGGAUAAGAUUUACGAACUUCAAGAAACAGAUAAAAACCUAGAAUCCCAAUUCCAGAACAAUAAUAGUAGUCAGUUAAUUGAAAUGAAGGAACGAUUGGAGCAGUUAACAAGUCAGCUUGCUAAAGACAUUAGUAGAUGUAAACACAGUACUCAGGGGAUCCAGAAGGAAGUCUCCCAUGUUGACAGGAGGGUGGCCCACAUUGAGAAUGUUUGCAGUAAACUAGAUGACAUUUCAGGCAGUCUGCAGAGAAUUAAAGAUGGUCUGAACAAACAUGUCAGCAGUCUUUGGAACUGUGCCCGUCAGAUAAAUGAAACCGUGAAAUCACAUUCCAAAGAAAUUGUUAUGUUGAAAAGUGCCGGUCACCGAUUUUCAAGCCAAGUUCCUAAAAUUAUCCGUAAAACAGAAGGUUUACUUCCACUAAAGCCUAUUCCAGUGGAAAAAGGCGAAGCGGGACCUCCAGGCCCACCCAAGCUACCAAGAUUUCCACCUAUCACAGGAACAAGCUAUGGUGUCAUUAGGGAAGUAGGUUAUGCAGGCCCACCAGGAACAAUGGAUACAUCAGAUGUUAAUAGUUCUCAUGAAACAAAGGAACAACAAAUUACACCACCUCCGAAUGGAGGUACUGAAGUACCCGGGCAUUUCUUGACGUUUGGAGCUCCAGGAACUUCAGAAAACAAAGCUGCUCGAAAGCAUGUUUCUUUUUCUGUGGGCCUCACCAAAAAACCUUUCAUUGGCAAUGCAGGGAUAAUCCGAUUCAACAAAGUUUUAGUUAAUGAUGGACACCAUUACAAUACAAAUACAGGUAUCUUUACAGCUCCUUUUGAGGGACAGUAUCUCAUCACUGCAGUCCUUGCUCCUCAGAGGAAUGAGCAUAUUGAAGCUAUCCUUUCAGUCUCUAAUCAAAGUGUCAUGCAGAUGGACACUUCUGGCUUUCGAAUAGAACUGCUGGAAUCUCAAAGACCCAUUUUGGGAAGGCAGACUUGUGGAGGUGUUGGAAUCUUCAAUCUGAUCCUGAAUCUGAAAGCUGAAGAUGAAGUGAGUGUCAUCGUGAUCGAUGGUAAACUGGUCGACACAGUUGAGAUGUACUCAACUUUCAGUGGGACUCUUCUGUAUGAAACAUCCCCUCAGAGCUAGCCAAUUAGAAUAAAGUUGGGCAAUCAGGAGAUUAAAAAACACUGAUCUUGAGGGAGGUGAGAUGUGAAGAGGAUGUAGAUUUUCCUGAAUUUCUGGCAUUCGUUGUCAAAGAAAAUACUUAUCUUUUAUAAAGUACCAAUUCAACUUUGUUAAGCAUAAACUCCACCAAGCUAGAAUUAUGGAUAAGCCUCGAUGUGACUUAUGAUGUCACUGGUUUGGGUCUAAAUAUAUUGUUCUUUUAAAAAUAUAUAUUUCCGAGAAAUUGAGUUAAUCUCUUUAGUGUGCGGUGGCCACAAAGUUUUAUUAAUUCCUAUCACAGGAUCUAUAACUAACCAAAAAGAAAGGCUUACUUUUACUGUUUAAAUAUUGCUUACUUAUCACUUAUUUUGUUGGCAACUUUUACCAAUAAAUUGUCAGUAUAAUACAGGAUAUUCAGUGUUAUACAAUUAAUUCCAAUAGAAGUCUAAAGAAAGAUUAAUAUGUAAUACCCAUAAUCUUAAUAAAGUUAAGGCAAUCUACAUGCAUGAUGAUAAACAGAAGUGGCAGAGUUUGAUUAUUUGAUUUCUUUUAUUAAUCUGGGUGGUUCUUUUAGUAUUUUCAGUCAUACGAUAGGUGAAUGUCUGGUCUUAAUUUAGCAGAUAGGAUUUAUUUUCACAUUUGUCACUGUAUAUAAUAUUCAAAAUGAGUGGUUAUUUAAAUCACCAGUGAGAAAUGUAUAAUUAUUUAAAUAUUAACUAUAUCGCAGCUUAUAUUUUAGAAAUGCCUGCCCUUGAAUUGUAAUCUAAAUUGUAUGUUUGUUGUGCUGUUUGUUCUACCAUACUACUGAUCCACCAUUGAGGAUUUUAUAAGUGGCAGCUUUCUUGGCACAAGGUAGAUCAGAAAGACAUAUAUAUAUAUAUAAAAAAUGGCAUCAUAAUUCUAGAGGUAGGGGAAAGAAUUGAAAGUGAUAAAUUAAGACCUUCAGUACUUCCUUCCCUUCUCUUGCCAGUUUCAUGAGUUUGCAUUUAACAUUUUAAAUAGUGUCAGAGGGCAUAAGCAGCCACCUUAGUCUUUUCUACUUGCAAUAAGUCAGACAAGCAGAGAUUAUUUCCUUUGUGUACCAUAUGCAACAAUACCAAAACCACAAGAUCAAGCAUAUUACUUAUAAUCCUGAGAUACACAGCAUGGAGAAAAUCUCCCCUCAUGGUUUCUUACAAACAUCAUGGUAUUGUGCGGGCCGCCGUUCACAAACUUAUGAGAGUAAUAGAAUUUAUAUAUUUCUCCAAAAAGCUAAUGCAGCCAGUGUAGGGUAGAGGGAUGGAGAGGGGCUUUGUUUUCCACCUAAUAUCAUUAUGGUUUUAAAAAUAGAUGUAGAAAAUAUUAAGUAUGAUAUGUAAGCAAUUUGGAAGUGGCUCCUAUAAAUUACUAAAUAAUAUUUGCUGAAUAAAGUAGUUGGAGCUACCAUGGUGCUUGUAAAAAAAAAAACAAAUGUUAUGUUUUUGUAAAAGAAAUGGAGUGAGUAAAAUUGCUACGGUUUUGCGAAUUAAGUAAGUUCUAUGGUGGGAGAUUGUAGAAGAUGGAAAAUAAUCCAUAAUUAAUUGAUCACACCAUAACCCACUGUGCAUUUUGGGUUACCAUGGGGUUUAUUUUCUGUAUUUCACAGCCACCCUCAAGUGAAACACUUCUGAACGAAUGUACAAGUACUACUACAUAGUGUAUAAUAUUUUUGUUAGCAAUUUAUAUUAAUAAUGUAACUUAAAAUCACAGAGGUUCUGCAUACACUGAAAAUUAACAUAGAUCAAUGCCCUGAAAAAAUUUGUCCCUCUCCCACAUAGAAAUAAAUUCUAUAUCUAGCUUAACCUGCUUUAAGUAAAUUGGUCUAUUUAAACAGUGUCCUAAUACAAGUCAUCAGGGAAGCUCUCAGUUGACAAAAAACUAGUAAAAAAAAAUUAUAUUUGAAAUUGUAUUCAGAACAAUAAAUAUUUAAUGUAGUUCAAUGCUAUUUCCCUGCAGUUGGAGUGGAUGUUGUGAUCAUCUAAACUGUCCUUAGAUAACUACAAAUAAAUAAGUUCUAAUUUGAGACAAUACUCAUUAAAAUUUGAAAAAAAACUCCUUUGUUUACUUAUACAACUCUAUUCCUUAUAUAAUAUCUCAAGUCUAACCAUCAUACUAAACACCAUGAAUUAAAUGUUCAAGUGCAGACUCUCGUUGGGAACCAUAACUGAAAAGCCAGUUCUAAAGAUUUUUGCUUUUGUUUAAUCUUGGCUGGAAAUAGUAUAGAUUAUUUGAACAUGAGAUAACACUGUAACUAUAAAUAUUUGACUUGAAAUGAAUUGGAACACCAGUUCUCCUGUUUUAACAUAUUGUUUUUGAAUCCUGUACACUGUACUGAUGUUCAUAAUGGAAAAAAUCCAAUUCAUGGAUGAAACAUUGGACCCAUGGAAAGCUACAAACAUGUGUAGCACUUUGAGCUAACCUAUAACAAAAUUCUUACUAUUUAAGAAACACAUCCAAUUUUAUUAGUUUUAAUUAUAUAUUAACCUAUAUGUAUUGAGUCAAUUAUGCAUUGGCAAAUAAUGCAGAUUUUAUGAAGUACUUUUUGAUUCUUUAGAAAAAAUAAAAAUAUUAAAAAGUUAUACAUUAUUUUUAACCGACUAAAUAUUCACACAAAAGUAUUUAACAGUAUUUUAAAACCCACUGCCAAUCUGAGAACAUAUAGAUAUACACAUGAAAAUGAUUGUACUUAAAGUGAAGCUGAAUUUAUUUUUGAUGACUCUCUCAUACCAUAAGUCUCUGACCUGAUCCCCUGGGAAGAUGAACCCGAGGAAAGUAUCUUGGUUACCAUUAAGGUUAGAUUACUGAGCCACCUCAACAUAGUCUUGAAUAAGAAGUCUUACCUGUUUAUUAAUCAAGUAAAUAUUCAGCUUUACAAAACAAUUGGUGAAAACUAUAAUUUGUUAUCUGCAUGUAAUUAUUUUUGUAUGGUUACUAAUUUCCUGCCUACCUUAUACAUGCAAUACUUCAUUGUUAUUAAUAAAAUAAUUGAAUCAUC